Molecule: messenger RNA, 3219 nt
Organism: Manihot esculenta (cassava)
Lineage: Eukaryota; Viridiplantae; Streptophyta; Magnoliopsida; Malpighiales; Euphorbiaceae
Product: WD repeat-containing protein 3
Exons: 12
Coding region: 66-2930 (954 amino acids)
Biological process (GO): maturation of SSU-rRNA
Cellular component (GO): Pwp2p-containing subcomplex of 90S preribosome; small-subunit processome
Molecular function (GO): protein binding; snoRNA binding
Source: RefSeq, a predicted model, not a curated record
AAUCUUAAACCCUUAAAACCCUCAAGGACCUCCACAGCAGCAGCGAAUCAAAGGAGAAAGCAACAAUGGUGAAAGCGUACCUGAGGUACGAGCCGGCGGCGUCGUUUGGUGUAAUAGCAUCGAUAGAAUCGAAUAUCGCAUAUGACAACUCCGGGAAGCACCUUUUCGCUCCGGGGCUCGAGAAGGUCGGAGUUUGGCAUGUGCGCCAAGGCAUCUGCACCAAAACCCUAGUUCCUUCUACUUCGUCUCGCAGCGGUCCCUCCCUCGCUGUCACCUAUAUUGCGUCUUCUCCUUCCUCUCUGGUUGCCAGUGGGUAUGCUGAUGGUAGUAUAAGAAUUUGGGACAGUGACAAAGGAACCUGCGAGACCACAUUGAAUGGACACAAAGGGGCCGUCACUGUUCUAAGGUACAACAAAUCUGAUGGCUCAUCGCUUGCAUCUGGAAGUAAAGACAAUGAUAUUAUACUAUGGGAUGUGGUUGGUGAGACUGGCCUUUUUCGCCUUCGUGGGCAUCGAGACCAGGUCACUGAUCUUGUUUUCUUGGAAUCUGGUAAAAAACUUGUCAGUUCCUCCAAGGACAAAUUUUUGAGAGUUUGGGAUCUUGAAACACAGCACUGUAUGCAAAUAGUUAGUGGCCAUCACAGUGAAAUUUGGUCAAUUGAUAUUGAUCCAGAGGAAAGAUAUUUGGUAACUGGUUCAGCAGACCCAGAACUUCGAUUUUACAUUGUUAAGCAUGAAUUGGUUGAUCAGCAAGGCACAUCAAAUGAAAAUAGAGUCGUAACUAUGCACAAUGGAGAUUCAUCUACUCAAAGUAAGUGGGAAGUUUUGAAGCUUUAUGGUGAAGUUCAGAGACAGAGUAAGGACAGAGUUGCAACUGUGAGAUUCAACAAGUCGGGAAAUUUGCUUGCCUGUCAAGUGGCAGGAAAAACAGUAGACAUAUUCCGUGUAUUAGAUGACAAUGAAGCAAGGCGUAAAGCAAAGCGUAGGGUUCAUAGGAAGAAGGAGAAGAAAUCUGCAAAAGAGGCAGUUGAGUUAACUGAAAUUACAGAUCCCAAACUUAUAAGUGAAGAACAUGGAGGAGCACUCACUGUUACAGUCCCUGAUGUUUUUAAGCUGCUUCAAACUGUUCGAGCUAGCAAAAAAAUAUGUUCCAUCUCCUUUAAUCCAACUACUCCUAAAGACUCCUUGGCCACUUUAGCAUUGUCUUUGAAUAAUAAUUUAUUGGAAUUUUAUUCUAUUGAAAGUAAUUCUGCUACCAAAUCAUUAUCCAUUGAGCUCCAGGGGCACCAUUCUGAUGUCAGAAGUGUUACACUUAGUUCAGAUAAUACUCUUUUGAUGUCCACAAGUCACAAUACAGUAAAGUUUUGGAAUCCAAGUACUGGUUCUUGUCUUCGAACAAUUGAUUCUGGGUAUGGACUGUGCGGCUUGAUUGUUCCUCAUAACAAGUAUGCACUUGUUGGAACUAAAGAUGGAAAAAUAGAAAUAAUUGAAAUUGGGAGUGGCACUUGUAUUGAGGUACUGGAAGCUCAUGGUGGUUCAGUGCGGUCAAUUGCUGCCCUUCCAAAUGAAAAUGCUUUUAUCACGGGCAGUGCAGAUCAUGAUGUUAGGUUCUGGGAGUAUCAAGUGAAGCAGAAACCUGGUCAAGAUACUAAGCAACUCCUGGUAUCAAAUGUGAGAACUAUGAAGAUGAAUGAUGAUGUUCUGGUGGUUGCCGUUAGCCCUGAUGCUAAAUAUAUUGCCGUUGCACUUUUGGAUUGCACAGUGAAGGUUUUCUUCAUGGAUACACUUAAAUUUUUCCUUUCGUUAUAUGGACACAAACUGCCUGUGCUAUGUAUGGAUAUCUCAUCAGAUGGAGAUUUGAUUGUUACUGGUUCAGCAGACAAAAAUUUAAAAAUUUGGGGUUUGGAUUUUGGUGACUGCCAUAAAUCUCUGUUUGCUCAUACUGAUAGUGUUAUGGCAGUACAAUUUGUGCACAAUACCCAUUACAUGUUCAGUGUUGGGAAAGAUUGCCUUGUAAAAUACUGGGAUGCUGAUAAGUUUGAGCUGCUUUUAACUCUUGAGGGACAUCAUGCGGAUGUUUGGUGUCUUGCAAUCAGCAACCGUGGUGAUUUUGUUGUCACAGGAUCUCACGACCGAUCAAUACGUCGCUGGGAUCGUACUGAAGAACCAUUUUUCAUUGAGGAGGAGAAGGAAAAAAGAUUGGAAGAAAUGUUUGAGGCUGACCUUGACAAUGCAUUAGAAAACAGAUAUGCACCCAAGGAUGAAUUCCCAGAGGAGGGAGCUGUGGCCUUGGCAGGAAAGAGAACUCAAGAAACCCUUACAGCAACUGACUUGAUUAUUGAUGCAUUAGAUGCAGCCGAAGUGGAAUUGAAGCGCCUUGCUGAGCAUGAGGAGGAGAAAACCAGGGGAAUAGUUGCUGUGUUCCAACCAAACCCUAUUAUGCAGGGGCUUGCUGCAUCUGAUUGUGUUCUUCGUGCAAUUUCAAAUGUUCACACCAAUGAUCUGGAGCAGACAUUAUUGGCUUUACCAUUCUCUGAUGCUCUGAAGCUGCUUUCCUACUUGAAGGAUUGGGCCUCAAAUCCUGAUAAGGUUGAGCUUGUUUGCAGGGUCGCUACUGUGCUAUUGCAGACGCAUCAUAAUCAGUUGGUUACUACCCCAGCUGCAAGAGCUGUAUUGACUGUUCUCAAGGACAUUCUUUAUGCAAGAGUAAAGGAGUGCCAGGAUACACUUGGCUUCAAUCUUGCAGCAAUGGAUCAUUUAAAGCAAUUAAUGGCUACUAGGUCAGAUGCACUCUUUAAAGAUGCAAAAACAAAAUUGCUAGAAAUCAGGUUACAGCAGUCUAAACGGUUGGAAGCAAGGACAGAUACAAAAGAGGAGAAACGGAAAAAGAAAAAGCAGAAGAAAUCAAAUGGCACACCUGCUUGGGCAUGAGUAAUUAAGCAAGAGAAUUUCUAAGAAAUGGAAUAGUUACAGUAAAAUCACAGAUUACACUACGAAAGCCAUAACCACAUUCCACAAGUACAAAAGAAUUUUGUUUGCUAGAGAGAUAAAUAGCUGGCAGAUAUAUUAUUUUGUGGGGCGGAGGUGGCAGUUUUGGCAUAUUAUUUAUCGAAAAAUACUCAUCUUAUUCUAAUUGUAAAAUUUGUAGUGGUGUUUUGAGCGAAAGGAAUUUUUCAGUUUCCCAUGAAAUGGUGAAUGUGAAUGAUUAGUGUGAUUUUUA